GGAUAUGACGCUCCCCCUUGAGACGUGAUGUCGUUUUUGACUGUGAUUGGCUUGAAUCGAGACACGCUUAUGGCGACCACAAAGCGAUCCCUGCUUAGACGGUAUCAUUCACCGAUCGUACAUGGAGGACGCAGUCUCUACUGCUAAUGGUGCCGACUACAAGUCAGGAGAAUGAUGAUAUCGAUGGACUUCCACUCAGUCGGAGCAGUGUGGGAAAUGGCACGAUGAGCGACAGAGGACAGCGACGACGCGGAUACACGAACACAGGGACAGAAACUCUUAGAAAUGAUAAAGCAAGGCGGGGGGCGGCGUCGGGGCCGAUUUUACCGAUGCAGAACAGUACGUUGCUCGAGGAUCUAGCAAUAUUAGCCGAUACGGACCAGCCAGUAACCCUUGAUACAUUUCGGAGAGGAUCAUCCGUCGAAAGGAAAAGCGUUGGCAACAUCAACACUCCUCUGUGCUCUCAGUUGAGGGAAUCCGGGAGUGAAGUCGUGCACCAUGUAGAGGAACCGGGGUUAUCGAAAGCCAGAGACGAUGAGGACAACGAAGGAACCGACAAUGAUGAUGAUAAAGUUAUCGAUACGGAAUUGUUGGAAACGUGCAUCGCUUACUGCAAAUCGGUCGGGCAUGAGCCCAACAUCCAGGUUGAGUCAGGGGGGAUAUCACCAGAAAUAAUUCUUCAUCGAGGGAGUGGCUCCACUGCAGAUGACGUAGACUCAUACAUCCAAGAGAGACCAGUUGUGCAGGAUCAUUAUCACUUCUGGACGAAAUGCAUCGGCACUCGAUACAGCAAACGUCGCGGUUGUACGCAGUUCUGGGCGUGGCUGCUUAUCGGCGUCGGUGUGCUGCUUUGGUUGGGUAUCUCACUCUCUUCAUUACAGUUGAACGAAGUUCUACACUUAGACGCAUUCACAGUGAAGAACGUGCAAGUUACCGAGGAUUACACGUUCCUCCACUUCCUCGAAGAGGUAGAUUUCCACCUCACGUACACCAUAGAAACUCCAAGUCCGGACUCUAGGGCGAACCCGAAUUCCUCGUAUUUCAACGCUCUACUACUCAACGAGUAUGAAUACGAGCACUACGUCGACGGUGAACCAUUCGAGUACAUAGCAACCGGCUCCAAGCUCCGAACGACGUACGCUUACUUGCCGAAUACGUACAUUGACAACACCAUCGAGGAAACAAUGUACUUCGUCGUGCAGCCGUGUUACUUGGAGCGUAAUCCGACGGUAGACUAUUGCAAUUCCACACAAUUACCUACAAGUGUGAGCUCGAGUGAGAAAAUCUACAAUCUCGAUCAGAAGAGGAAGAUGAAGAAGAACGCCGUGUGGGAACACUUCAACGUCACGUACAUGUCGGUAAACCCGAUGCCCGUAGCUUGCAGCUCAUCAGGAUGGCUCGGUGGAGCCUACCUCCUUCUCUUCCUACCAUAUUUGGUCAUUACACUAUUCGGACUUCGCGUUUUCCAAAUGAUUCGUCAUUGCGAAAAUUGGAAGAAAAAUAUUGAGCGCAUUUACUCACGUGAACUCAACGUACCAGAGAACGAGGUGGACUACUGGCAGCCGAUGCCAUGGGAUCGCAAAGUACCCAAAACCAGAUUGUGUGGACCGUGCUGCUGGAAAAAGUUUCGUCGACCGUUUGAGCCGUUCUACACUUGGUGGCGCCAUGAAAACUACUUCACGUGGGUGUUUUGUCCAUAUCGAAACGAGAGAUUGUCACGUGGAGAGCGAGCUCUCAUUGUGGUGUGUUCACUGUAUGUCACGUUUUACGUGCUGUUUAUCAUCGUAAUGCUGCGCGAUUCGUACGGUUCAAGUAUCACGAUUUUAACGUCGGUGGUAAUGUACGCUGUUUUAACGUCGAUUUUACCAUCUGCGGGCAAGGCGAUAUUCAAGGAAUUGUUUAAACUGAUUUUUCGACAACGCCGCAAAUAUUUCCGAGCCAAAGCAGCGGGUGGAGACUUGACGGGCUUUUCGUUUCGACUGGCGUUCCUGCUGCAGGUUCUUGUGGUAAUUCUUCUAACGUUGGCGCAAGCACCGACUUUCUACAUCUGGGCGAAACGUAGUUGUCUUUUCCUCAAGAAAUUUAUCUAUUACGGGGUGCUUUCCGCAAUUUUGCGGGUGUCACUCAUGGGAGUUGCUCUGGAUUUUGCAUGGUAUUUAAUCCUUCAGACCUGGGGCUGGAAAGAUCUGUGUCCACUGUGCACGGAACGUAUCGCACACUGCGAUUGUUUUAACGAUGAAUUACUCGUGCUUGCUGUCGAACGAGUUGGACCCAAAUGGGAACUUAUUCGCGUACUUGACGGUCUAAUGGCCAAGCAAAACAACUUCGACCCGCAGUUUGGACCAUAUACUGCUGACCAAUUACGCGAACGCUGGAAUGUCAUUGUCGAGCGAGCGGAGAAACACAUGGAAAAGGUCGAGAAACUCCGUGCAUAUCAAGAGAAAAAGAGGCAAGAAACCCUGCGUCGAGGACGUUUUCGCCACAAUUUCACAACUUUUCUAUCGCGUCGGGGAUCAGUGAACCAACCCAAUUCUUCCGACGUGGAGAACACGGAAAACAGCUCAGAAGAAACACGCGAUGGCUCAUUAGAGUCUAGUAUUCCUAUCUGCAGUGUCCGUGAAAAGAAGAUCCUUGAAUUGAACAGCAAGAUCAAGUUGGACGCGUUUGAGAAACACUAUGACUCCAACAUCGCUGACGUCUUCCACGCACUCACGCGUUCCGUUAUGAAACACCGUCGCCACAACAAGCCAAGACACCACACUGAAGACAGGAAUUCAGACGACGACGAUAGUCCGAGACCUACACUCUCAACACGCCAAACUUCGGAUGGUGAAACAAUGUGGGUGUUCGACACACCAGAGCAGCGUUUACAGCGUCGCGAAGAGGAGAGACUGCAACGCAGGCGAGCGUUCCGUGUGUUGAAUGACUAUUACAUUGAGAACGUGGAUUCGUCUCCAGUGACAACAUCAUCGCAAGCCUCGGAAAAAGAACGAAAUACAUCUUCAAACAAGGUUUUUCAUCAGGAUCCGAAGGGAGUUCCGCUGUUGUCUGCAAGCAACAAGACUAACGCACCACGAGACGAAGAGGUGGUAGUGGAAAUACCGGGUAGGACGGACGAUGUAGACGGUGAUAACCUUGACGGUUUAGUAUCAGCUCAAGUAGACGAUGAUUAUAGCGAUGGCGUUGGUGACAGCGAUUUGGAACGUGGUAGUAACUCUGCGUCCACUGGGCAUCAUGCUUAUACUGUGACUGAAAAGCCAAAGAGCCUCCUGCGACGAGUGUCCGCAUCGGCGACCGCAUUCGCUGCGUGGUGUUUAGACUACGAUCCGAAAGUCAAGUACUAAAAAAGCGUCGACAGCGUCAAUGGAGACAAAAAUCCCAGCGAAAGUCUGCUUGGCGAAGAUCGAAGCAACCGGCGGCGAUAUCUUCUCGAGAUAACAAUAACCGAGCGAUACAUUUGUCGACACCAUCGUGGACGUAGAACUAAGUGAGAACGCUCUUCUCGCCAGUAACUCUUCUUUUUUCCCUCUGUGAAAAUACACCAACGUUGGCAAGUUGAAGUUGCCAGGAGUGAUGAUCUUGCAGACUUCAUCCCUGACGCUGCGACGCACCUUUGCUUCUCUGUUGGGAAUCACUACUUGGGAUGAACUUGCAUGCUGACUCUGAUCAGAACGAGUGACGUGAGCGCCGCCCUACACGUAGUUGAGCGCUCAGCAAUCUACUGGUUGGCUCUUGAUAUGGUGGUAUAUUAUACCACCGCCAGUAAGCAAUCUAGAGAUUGGUAUCUUCUAGAGAGUCCAAGGAAUCUUUAGCCAUGGAGUCGAUCGCCAGCGCUGUGGCCAGACCAGACCCAUGCAGUCAGUUGCAGCAGCAGUCUCUACGGCCGAAAAGUGUCCGUUGUCAAAGUGCACUUCAACGCCUUGACAUCUCCGGACUUAUUUUCAGCCGCGUCCGAAUUCAUGUCUUCACUAUCAUCCAAUUAUCACAAGUAUAUUAAAUAAUACAGGCAAUUUAACCGGAAA
This is a messenger RNA of Phytophthora nicotianae INRA-310, 4022 nucleotides long. RefSeq lists its product as hypothetical. The record is from RefSeq and is a predicted model, not a curated record. Lineage: Eukaryota; Oomycota; Peronosporomycetes; Peronosporales; Peronosporaceae. Bases 147 to 3344 code for a protein of 1065 amino acids. The transcript has a single exon.